ACGCGGCCAAAAGCUGUUCCAGCCACUAACUGAACGAUCAGUUCGCUUUGGGCAUUGGUACGCGUUGCACGCGAUCUUCGGAAAACUGCUUGUGAUUUUUAAACGAUAAACGAAACGACUGACACACAUCCAACAACAAUAGAGUAUUAACAAAUUAAAAAAUAGCCACAGAAAAAAGAGAGGAAAAAAAUCAAAAGCUAAAAAACGUUGAAUAUUUUUGUAGUGGUACUUUCGGAUUCUGCGCUUGAGUGUUGUGUGAGAUUUUUCUUGAAAUAAGUAGUGUUUGCUAGUGCUUUUAAAUUGGCUAUUUCAUAUUUACUAUACUAUACGAGUAUAUCACUUCUAACAACGUUGCCCAGUUCAUCGCGUUUUUUCGUUUGCCUUUUUUAUUUUUUUAACUGAAAUUCGCACGCGUGUCCAAUUAGUCGGAUAACAUAGACUGUGAUCGAUAAAAGACAUAACGUACAUAUCUUCUAACAUUUUCAUUUUAAAAACCAACCGAAUUUUGAGCUUCCUGCGAAUUCAUACUUGUCAAAAUGGUAUCGAAAGGCAGCAAGAAAAAGCAGCAAGAAAUUAGUGUCAGCAACAGCAAAAAUGCUGCAAGCACAAGCAGCACCACCUCUAGUUCCUCGAAAACUGUGGUGCAUAGCGCUGUUACCGAGGCAGCAUCAACUAGCUCGUCGGCGGUGGGAGUAACUUCGACGACGUCGCCUACGUGGACGAAAACUUCACAGACACUGCAAAAAUCCGAGUCAGCGGCGAGCAACAAAUCGAUGCUGGCAACCACACAAUCCGGCACGCAGUCGCAGUUGCAAUCGAAUUUGUUCAAGAGCAGCAGUAGCAGCAGCAGUCACACGGAGUCGAGGUCAGAGCAAAAGCAGCGCCGACAACAAAUUGAACAGCAGCAACAGCAGCAGCAAGAACAGCUGUACGAGAUCGUCAGUGACGUGGGCAGCAUCGGUGGCGGCCAGUCAGCGCCAAUCGCUUCCAUAAUGAGUGACACAUUGAAAUCGACGAAGGCGUCAUCCUCAUCUUCCUCAUUUCAACAGAAAUCAGAAUACUAUGAAGAGAUCUCCAAUGAUUUUUCCAAUGCUAAGAUAAUAUCAUCCAUCGAUCUGCUUGAGAGCGACAAAAAGGAACCAGUUUUUUCGGUGCCGAUCGAUGUCAUUGAGAUAGUUGGUAGCGGUAGCUCCAGCAUUGGCAGCAAUUACAAUAAAGCUUAUUUGUCCUCUUCCCAAUCACAAACCGGUAUCAUGACAAGCACGAGCAGCUCCAAUUUCGCACACAUCGAGUCCGCAAGCAGUAGCAGUAAGGUCAUUGAUGGUGGAAUUACGAUCACCGAUAUGUCCACCGAAAAUUCAAAGUCCAUUUCGUCCACAUCGAAUACAGCAAAAUCGGGCAAAGUCACAUCUACAAAUGUUGAAAUGACAUCAUCGUCAAACAAGUUUUUAACGAAUGAUGUGAAAAACAGUAACGCCGAAGUAAACAGCUAUACGUCGUAUUCGACGAUUGAUGGCAAAGCCAUUAAUGGUGCUGCAACACCAGUAAUAGCGCCGCUAAUCACAUCGCCUGCAAAAACACAACAAACGUCAACGGCAUUUACGAAAAGUACACAGAGAGCAAUCGAUGACGACAGCCAUUCCAUUACCUCCACCGCCCACCACACCGAAAUUACAAGUCAAGGUGAUAGUACAUCACUGACUGAAACAGCGAAAAACUUGAAGAGUGACGUAGUUGUAAGUGGUAGUAGUAGGCAAUUGGCCUCCAAUGUAACAAACAAAUCGACGAAAAAGUCCUCUAUAAUAGAGCAAAAUAUCUCUGAACAAACAAUUGAAGAAAGCUCGCUGAAGAAAAGCAAGAGUACGUCAAAGAAGGAAGUGUAUGAUGUGAAAACUAAAAGAUGGACAGAGCUGAAUGAAAAGACCGGCACUGGCGCUACAAACAAAAAGCAGCCAACAAUCGAGCGUUACGUUAGUCGCGAAUCUGACGGCACUUACAAAAUUACGUAUAAGAAAAAAAUAUUCGAUCAGCGUGCGAACAAGUGGAAAAUCGUCGAAGAGAAGACUGUGGACAGUGCUCAUGAUACUCAUUACCCCGAAAUAGUUGAUGAUGUCAUCAAUACGACUACCACAACGUACACAACAAAAGUAUAUGACACUAAGACCGGAGAGUGGAAAAUCGUUGAAGAGAAAUCGUUUGUGGACUCAAAAGCUUUCGUGCCAAAUGACAUUGUUCGUGAAAUUGAAAAAGACAAUACUGAUGUGGCGAACAUAACUACUACCACUGAAGUAACAAAGAUAUUUGAUGCCAGCUUGAACGAUUGGCGAGUCCUAGAUGAGAAAACGCAUACCGAUGUGAUUGAAAGAAUCGUUGAAACGCCCAAAAAGACAAUUUAUAUUGACGAAUUUGUUGAAAUCGAAAAAAAUGUGCAGAUAACAGAAGACAGUGAAAAUAUAACCAAUGAACGUACUAACACAUCAAAACGCAAAGAUAUUACCACAAAUAUAUACGAUGAAGUUGACGACGUUAAGAGAGAAAAGCUGACUACUAGCGACUCAAGAAUCCGUGGAGUCGAUAAAAAAGAAACGUUUGGUUCAAAGCAUACAGAGAUGUGUAUUUGCGAAAUCUGCACUUGUGGUCGCCACCAUUGUGCUUCAAGCGUUAAGAAGACGGAUGCUAUUAUAGAGACUAUAGAUUUGCUGGACGAAUCUCAAACGCGAAUAAGGUCCAACACUUGGUCUAAAAAGGAUCUAGAAGAAUCUCGAUUAAAACUUUUGUACGACAUUGACGAGCAAGUCACUUUAAUAAAACCCGAGGACAAUUUGAAACCUGAGGGAGAAUUUAUAGUUCCCGAGAAAAUUCCAUUCCAACCAGCUGAAAGAACGGAACGCAUAAUUAGAAAAGACAACUUGCGCAGUGAAGGAGAAAUGACAUUUACGGAAAAAGAGGAAUAUCAAUAUGUAAUAAGGCCUCUGCCAGUCAAACCCACUGAUAACCUCAAAUCUGAAGGUGAAUUUUAUAUACCAGAAAAAACAACAUAUGUUCCAGCAGAAAAACCUACUCAAAUUAAAUACAAAGACAACUUAAAACCGGAAGGAGAAUUCUACACUCCCGACAAACCAGUCUAUCAAUCAACAGAACGCCCGUUACAAAAGAAACCAGAGGACAAUCUCCGCCCUGAAGGUGAAUUCAUAGUGCCGGAAAAGAUCUCAUAUACACCAGCGGAACAGACAACACGAAUAAUAAGAAAAGACAAUCUCAAAACAGAAGGAGAAAUGACAUUUGACGUAAAAGAAGAAUACACAUUUGUGAGUAGGCCGGAACAAAUCAAACCAAUUGAUAAUCUUAAACCAGAAGGAGAGUUUUACACUCCCGAAAAACCUGGGUUUAGGCCUGCUGAACGUCCUAUUCAGAAGAAGAUAGAAGAUAAUUUGAGGCCAGAAGGAGACUUCUAUAAACCAGAAAAAGUCAUGUAUCAUCCAGGAGAACGUCCAACACCAGUUAGACCGGAGGAUAACCUUCGACCUGAAGGAGAAUUUUAUACGCCUGAGAAACCCGGAUUUAAACCUGCUGAACGUCCUACACAAACGAAACCAGAGGACAAUUUGAAACCAGAAGGAGAAUUCUAUAAACCAGAGAAAAUAAAAUACCAACCAGGAGAGCGUCCCACACAAGUAAGACAUGCUGACAAUUUGCAACCAGAAGGCGAGUUUUACACUCCAGAAAAACCUGGAUUUAGCCCUGCUGAACGUCCAGCUCAGAAGAAACCAGAAGACAACCUGAGACCAGAAGGAGAAUUCUAUACACCCGAAAAAGCAAAGUUUCAACCAGGAGAACGUCCUACACAAGUUAGACCAGAGGACAACCUUCGCCCUGAGGGAGAAUUUUACACUCCAGAAAAACCUGGAUAUAGGCCGGCAGAACGUCCAACUCAGAAACGACCAGAGGAUAAUUUGAAGCCAGAAGGUGAUUUCUAUUCACCAGAGAAACCAAAGUUCCAACCUGGAGAGCGUCCCACACAAGUUAGACAUGCUGACAACUUGCGACCUGAAGGCGAAUUUUACACUCCUGAGAAGCCCGGAUUUAGACCAGCUGAACGUCCAACUCAAAAGAAGCCAGAAGAUAAUUUGAGACCAGAAGGAGAGUUCUAUGCACCAGAAAAAACGAAGUUUCAACCAGGAGAACGUCCAACACAAGUUAAACCAGAGGACAACCUUCGCCCUGAGGGUGAAUUUUACACUCCCGAAAAACCUGGAUUUAGGCCUGCUGAACGUCCAGUUCAGAAGAAACCAGAAGAUAAUUUGAGACCAGAAGGCGAGUUCUAUAAACCAGAAAAGACAGGGUUCCAACCAGGAGAACGUCCUACACAAGUUAGACCAGAGGACAACCUUCGCCCUGAGGGAGAAUUUUACACUCCCGAAAAACCUGGAUUUAGGCCUGCUGAACGUCCAGUUCAGAAAAAACCAGAAGAUAAUUUGAGACCAGAAGGCGAGUUCUAUAAACCAGAAAAGACAAAGUUCCAACCAGGAGAACGUCCUACACAAGUUAGACCAGAGGACAACCUUCGCCCUGAGGGAGAAUUUUACACUCCCGAAAAACCUGGAUUUAGACCUGCUGAACGUCCAGUUCAGAAAAAACCAGAAGAUAAUUUGAGACCAGAAGGCGAGUUCUAUACACCAGAAAAGACAAAGUUCCAACCAGGAGAGCGUCCCACACAAGUUAGACCAGAGGACAACCUUCGCCCUGAGGGUGAAUUUUACACUCCCGAAAAACCUGGAUAUAGGCCUGCUGAACGUCCAGUUCAGAAAAAACCAGAAGAUAAUUUGAGACCAGAAGGCGAAUUCUAUACACCAGAAAAAACGAAGUUUCAACCAGGAGAACGUCCAACACAAGUUAGACCAGAGGACAACCUUCGCCCUGAGGGAGAAUUUUACACUCCUGAAAAACCAGGAUAUAAGCCAGCAGAACGUCCAACUCAGAAACGGCCAGAAGAUAAUUUGAAGCCAGAAGGUGAUUUCUAUUCACCAGAAAAACCUAAGUUCCAACCUGGAGAGCGUCCCACACAAGUUAGACAUGCUGACAACUUGCGACCUGAAGGCGAAUUUUACACUCCUGAGAAGCCCGGAUUUAGACCAGCUGAACGUCCAACUCAAAAGAAGCCAGAAGAUAAUUUGAGACCAGAAGGAGAGUUCUAUGCACCAGAAAAAACGAAGUUUCAACCAGGAGAACGUCCAACACAAGUUAAACCAGAGGACAACCUUCGCCCUGAGGGUGAAUUUUACACUCCCGAAAAACCUGGAUUUAGGCCUGCUGAACGUCCAGUUCAGAAGAAACCAGAAGAUAAUUUGAGACCAGAAGGCGAGUUCUAUACACCAGAAAGGACAAAGUUCCAACCAGGAGAGCGUCCCACACAAGUUAGACCAGAGGACAACCUUCGCCCUGAGGGUGAAUUUUACACUCCCGAAAAACCUGGAUUUAGGCCUGCUGAACGUCCAGUUCAGAAGAAACCAGAAGAUAAUUUGAGACCAGAAGGCGAGUUCUAUAAACCAGAAAAGACAAAGUUCCAACCAGGAGAACGUCCUACACAAGUUAGACCAGAGGACAACCUUCGCCCUGAGGGAGAAUUUUACACUCCAGAAAAACCUGGAUAUAGGCCAGCAGAACGCCCAACUCAGAAACGGCCAGAAGAUAAUUUGAAGCCAGAAGGUGAUUUCUAUUCACCAGAAAAACCUAAGUUCCAACCUGGAGAACGUCCCACACAAGUACGACAUGCUGACAAUUUGCGACCAGAAGGAGAAUUUUACACUCCUGAGAAGCCAGGAUUUAGACCAGCUGAACGUCCAACUCAAAAGAAGCCAGAAGAUAAUUUGAGACCAGAAGGAGAGUUCUAUGCACCAGAAAAAACAAAGUUUCAACCAGGAGAACGUCCAACACAAGUUAGACCAGAGGACAACCUUCGCCCUGAGGGUGAAUUUUACACUCCCGAAAAACCUGGAUUUAGGCCUGCUGAACGUCCAGUUCAGAAGAAACCAGAAGAUAAUUUGAGACCAGAAGGCGAGUUCUAUACACCAGAAAAGACAAAGUUCCAACCAGGAGAACGUCCAACACAAGUUAGACCAGAGGACAACCUUCGCCCUGAGGGUGAAUUUUACACUCCCGAAAAACCUGAAUUUAGACUUGCUGAACGUCCAGUUCAGAAGAAACCAGAAGAUAAUUUGAGACCAGAAGGCGAGUUCUAUAAACCAGAAAAGACAAAGUUCCAACCAGGAGAGCGUCCUACACAAGUUAGACCAGAGGACAACCUUAGGCCUGAGGGUGAAUUUUACACUCCCGAAAAACCUGGAUUUAGGCCUGCUGAACGUCCAGUUCAGAAGAAACCAGAAGAUAAUUUGAGACCAGAAGGCGAGUUCUAUAAACCAGAAAAGACAAAGUUCCAACCAGGAGAACGUCCUACACAAGUUAGACCAGAGGACAACCUUCGCCCUGAGGGAGAAUUUUACACUCCCGAAAAACCUGGAUUUAGACCUGCUGAACGUCCAGUUCAGAAGAAACCAGAAGAUAAUUUGAGACCAGAAGGCGAGUUCUAUACACCAGAAAAGACAAAGUUCCAACCAGGAGAGCGUCCAACACAAGUUAGACCAGAGGACAACCUUAGGCCUGAGGGCGAAUUUUACACUCCAGAAAAACCUGGAUAUAGGCCAGCAGAACGUCCAACUCAGAAACGGCCUGAAGACAACUUGAAACCAGAAGGAGAGUUCUAUAAACACGAGAAACCCACUUAUCAACCCGCCGAACGUCCAACGCAAAAGAAACCUAUAGAUAAUUUGAAGCCCGAAGGCGAGUUUCUUGUUCCGGAAAAAGAAAUGUAUAAACCAGCUGAAAAAAUUGAACGUGUAAUUAGAACGGACAACUUACGCACAGAAGGUGAAAUGACAUUCGAAACAAAAGAAGAAUAUCAGUUUGUUAUUAGGCCCAAUCAAGUGAAACCCACUGAUAAUCUAAAGCCAGAAGGCCAGUUUUAUGCUCCAGAGAAAUCUAUAUAUAAGCCAGCUGAAAAACCUUUACAAAUCAGACACGAAGAUAAUUUAAAACCCGAAGGCGAAUUCUAUACUCCACAAAAACCAGGUUUCACACCCGCAGAGCGUCCAAUUCAAAAGCGACCAGAAGAUAAUUUGCGUCCAGAAGGUGAGUUUUAUGUACCAGACAAGCAGGAAUUUAAGGCUGCUGAAAGACCUACUCAAUUGAAACCUGAAGAUAACUUAAGACCGGAAGGCGAGUUCAUGAUUCCCGAAAAAGAAAUAUAUAAACCCGCCGAAAAAAUUCUUCGUGUAAUAAGGAAAGACAACUUGCGGUCAGAAGGGGAAAUUAUUUUUGAAAAGAAAGAAGAAUAUCAAUUUGUAAAUAGACCAGAGCAAGUGAAACCGGUAGAUAAUCUUAGACCGGAAGGGGAAUUCUAUACCCCAGAAAAACCAAAAUACCAACCUGCUGAAAAGCCAGUGCAAAUUCGACAUAAGGAUAAUUUAAAACCGGAGGGUGAAUUCUAUACACCCGAGAAACCUGGUUUUGAACCUGUGGAACGCCCAACUCAGAAAAAACCGCAAGACAAUUUGAGACAGGAGGGAGAGUUUUAUGCUCCUGAUAAACCAGACUACCAGUCCGCCGACCGACCUAUUGCAAAGAAACCUGAGGACAAUUUAAGACCAGAAGGUGAAUUCACUAUCCCGCAGAAAACACCUUACCAACCAGCGGAAAAAGUCGAACGUAUUGUUAGAAAGGAUAACUUGCGAUCAGAGGGUGAGAUGACUUUUGAAACAAAGGAAGAAUAUCAGUUUGUUGUUAGGCCAGAGCAAUUGAAACCCACUGAUAAUCUAAAACCGGAAGGCGAAUUCUAUGCUCCGGAUAAACCGAAGUAUCAGCCAGCCGAAAAGCCAUUGAUUAUUAGACGUGAAGAUAAUUUGAAACCGGACGGGGAGUUUUAUAAACCACAAAAAGUCGAUUUUGUUCCAGCAGAUCGCCCUUCUCCAGUCAAGCAUGAAGACAACCUUAAACCAGAAGGGGAAUUUUAUACACCUGAAAAACCUGGUUACCGGCCGGCGGAGAGGCCAACUCAAAAAAAACCUCUUGAUAAUUUACGACCUGAAGGAGAGUUCACUGUUCCAGAGAAAACCACUUACACUCCAGCUGAAAAAACAAAACGAAUAAUCAGAAAAGAUAACUUACGAACUGAAGGGGAGAUGAUAUUUGAAGUAAAAGAAGAUUAUCAAUUUGUUAAUAGACCUGAGCAAGUCAAACCUAUUGAUAACCUUAAACCAGAGGGAGAAUUUUACACUCCAGAAAAGCCAACGUAUCAAGUUUCAGAACGACCUUCCCAAAUUAAACCUGAGGAUAAUUUGAGACCCGAAGGUGCGUUUACAGUACCAGAGAAGUUGGUAUACAAACCGGCUGAAAAGGUUCAACGUAUCAUAAGAAAAGACAAUCUCCGCACAGAAGGUGAAAUGAAUUUUGAAAGAAAAGAAGAAUAUACGUUUGUCAUAAGACCUGAUCAGAUUAAACCCACUGAUAAUCUCAAACCCGAGGGUGAUUUCUAUACUCCCGAAAAAUCAAAAUAUCUGCCAGCUGAGACUCCGAUAGUUAUUAGACGUGAAGACAACUUAAAGCCUGAAGGUGAGUUUUAUAUACCAGAGAAAACAAAUUAUAGGCCCGCAGAGCGUCCAAUACAAAAGAAGCCUGAAGAUAAUCUUCGAACAGAAGGCGAGUUUUAUUCUCCAGAAAAAUCCGAUUACAUACCCGCCGAACGACCUACUCAGAAGAAGCCAAAAGAUAAUUUACGUCCUGAGGGCGAGUUUUACACACCUGAAAAGCCUAGUUACAGGUCAGCAGAAAAAGUUGAACGUAUUAUUAGGAAGGACAACCUACGCACCGAAGGUGAAAUGACUUUCGAAACAAAAGAAAAAUAUGAAUUUGUUAGCAGGCCGGAGCAAGUGAAACCUACUGACAAUUUAAAGCCAGAAGGAGAGUUUUAUACCCCAGAAAAACCAAAAUUCCAACCUGGCGAGCGGCCGUCACAAGUAAAGCAUACAGACAAUCUACGGCCUGAGGGAGAGUUUUAUACACCAGAGAAACCUGGGUAUAAGCCCGCCGAACGUCCCACACAGAAGCGGCCGGAGGAUAAUUUGAAGCCUGAAGGAGAAUUUUAUUCUUCAGAAAAGCCCAAAUACCAGCCCGGUGAGCGGCCAUCACAAGUAAAGCAUGCAGACAAUCUACGGCCUGAGGGAGAAUUUUAUAUACCAGAGAAACCUGGGUAUAAACCAGCCGAACGCCCCACACAGAAGCGUCCGGAGGAUAAUUUGAAGCCUGAAGGAGAAUUUUAUUCUCCGGAUAAACCAAAAUUCCAACCCGGAGAGCGUCCAUCACAAGUAAAGCAUGCAGACAAUCUUCGGCCUGAGGGAGAAUUUUAUACACCAGAGAAACCUGGGUAUAAACCAGCCGAACGUCCCGUACAGAAGCGUCCGGAGGAUAAUUUGAAGCCUGAAGGUGAAUUUUAUUCUCCGGAUAAACCAAAAUUCCAAUCCGGAGAACGUCCAUCACAAGUAAAACAUGCAGACAAUCUACGGCCUGAGGGAGAAUUUUAUACACCAGAGAAACCUGGGUAUAAACCAGCCGAACGUCCCGUACAGAAGCGUCCGGAGGAUAAUUUGAAGCCUGAAGGAGAAUUUUAUUCUCCGGAUAAACCAAAAUUCCAAUCCGGAGAACGUCCAUCACAAGUAAAGCAUGCAGACAAUCUACGGCCUGAGGGAGAAUUUUAUACACCAGAGAAACCUGGGUAUAAACCCGCCGAACGUCCUGUACAGAAGCGUCCGGAGGAUAAUUUGAAGCCUGAAGGAGAAUUUUAUUCUCCAGAAAAGCCCAAAUUCCGACCUGGUGAGCGACCAUCUCAAGUAAAGCAUGCAGACAAUCUACGGCCUGAGGGAGAAUUUUAUACACCAGAGAAACCUGGGUAUAAACCCGCCGAACGUCCCACACAGAAGCGUCCGGAGGAUAAUUUGAAGCCUGAAGGAGAAUUUUAUUCUCCAGAAAAGCCUAAAUUCCGACCUGGUGAGCGACCAUCUCAAGUAAAGCAUGCAGACAAUCUACGGCCUGAGGGAGAAUUUUAUACACCAGAGAAACCUGGGUAUAAACCUGCCGAACGUCCUGUUCCGAAAAAGCCACAAGAUAAUCUCAAAUCAGAGGGACACAUUUAUGUACCAGAAAAAACUGCCUUUAUACCUGCUGAAAAAAGUGAGCGCAUUAUUAGAAAGGACAACCUUCGUACGGAAGGAGAAAUUAUAUUUACCGAGAAAAAGGAAUACGAGUUUGUUAAAAAGCCGGAUCAAAUAAAACCUACAGAUAACCUAAGACCUGAAGGCGAAUUUUAUAAAGUGGAGAAGCCUUCAUACAAGUCUGGUGAACGGCCUGUAGUGAAAAAACCCAAAGACAAUUUAAAAGUGGAGGGUGAAUUUACCGCACCCGAGAAAACAUCAUUUAAGCCCGCCGAGAAAACAAAACGCAUUAUCCGAAAAGAUAAUUUACACAUGGAAGGAGAAAUGACGUUUGCAGAGAAAAAUCAGUAUCAGUAUGUAAAUAGGCCCGAAAAGGUUGUACCCUCUGAUAAUUUAAGAACGGAGGGUGAAUUUUACACUCCUGAUAAACCCGGAUUUAAACCGGCUGAAAAAGUGAGACGAGUCAUUCACAAAGAUAAUUUAAGAAUGGAGGGGGAGAUGACCUUUACAGAAACGGAGAAACACGUGGGUGUUAAGAGACCAGAAAAAAUUGUGCCGCGUAAUAACCUUAAACCUGAAGGCACUUUCUACAGUAAGGAAAAACAGCAAUAUCAGCCGGCUGAGCGUCCAAAACAAGUAAAACC
This is a messenger RNA of Bactrocera dorsalis (oriental fruit fly), 10903 nucleotides long. RefSeq lists its product as uncharacterized. The record is from RefSeq and is a predicted model, not a curated record. Lineage: Eukaryota; Metazoa; Arthropoda; Insecta; Diptera; Tephritidae. Gene Ontology annotation, cellular component: centriole; axonemal microtubule; ciliary basal body. Gene Ontology annotation, biological process: microtubule anchoring. Gene Ontology annotation, molecular function: microtubule binding.